Molecule: messenger RNA, 705 nt
Organism: Huiozyma naganishii CBS 8797
Lineage: Eukaryota; Fungi; Ascomycota; Saccharomycetes; Saccharomycetales; Saccharomycetaceae
Gene: IAH1
Product: isoamyl acetate-hydrolyzing esterase
Exons: 1
Coding region: 1-705 (234 amino acids)
Source: RefSeq, a predicted model, not a curated record
AUGAGUCUGCAGUACGACAAGCUUCUGUUGUUUGGUGACUCGAUCACUGAGUUUGCCUUCAAUCCGGAACAGUUCAGCAUUGGGACCGCGCUCACUAAUGCGUACACUCGGAAGUUGGACGUUGUCCAGCGCGGGUUCUCCGGGUACAAUUCGCGAUGGGGGGUGCGUAUCUUGAAGAAGCUGCUCUCGAGCGAGUCCGGGAACAUUGUCAUGGCUGUGGUGUUCUUUGGUGCGAACGACGCCUGUCUGGGCGGGCAUCAGCGCGUUGACGUGGCCGAGUACGUUCAGAACUUGCAGGCAAUGGUGCGUAUGUUGCAGGAUCGCAGGAUCAAACCAAUUGUAGUUUCCCCGGGGCUCAUUGAUCGGGGGACGUGGGAUGCGUCCCGGCAGGAGGAGAUCAGCGCAGGGUACGUCCGCACGAACGAGCAGUUCAAACUGUAUGCUGAAUCUCUGGUAGACUGGACACAGCGCGAGAACAUACCCCUUGUAAACCUGUACAAAGCGUUCUCGGAGCAAAAGAAGCACAAAUGCGAGGACCUUUUGGCAGAUGGACUCCACUUGUCAGGCGACGGUUACCGCAUCUACUACGACGAACUUUGCCGAGUGAUUGACGAAUUCUACCCAGAACUGUCGGCGAGUAACCUCCCGUACAAACUUCCCUACUGGCGAGACGUGAAGGAGGACGGGUCCAACAUCUUUGAGUAA